Messenger RNA from Lipotes vexillifer (Yangtze River dolphin), 2022 nucleotides. RefSeq names its product zinc finger protein 75A-like. Gene Ontology annotation, biological process: regulation of DNA-templated transcription. Lineage: Eukaryota; Metazoa; Chordata; Mammalia; Artiodactyla; Lipotidae. Bases 1 to 2022 code for a protein of 673 amino acids. The transcript has 7 exons. The record is from RefSeq and is a predicted model, not a curated record. Gene Ontology annotation, molecular function: DNA-binding transcription factor activity, RNA polymerase II-specific; RNA polymerase II cis-regulatory region sequence-specific DNA binding.
AUGUUACUGCGGGAGAAACGGGCGGUCCAGCCUCAGUCAGAUCAACUUCCUCUGAUGCAAAAGCCUGGGAAGUGUCCCCAGCACCUCAGAGCCGUCGGGAGCCGGCCGUUUGUGAACACCGUGGCUUCCUGGGCAGAAUUUCGGUGCCCUUUCUGCUGGAUCACCUCAGGGAAAGUGAGCCUCACGAGGCUCUCCAAAGCCUCGCUUAUAGGUCUAAAUGAGCCCUGGAGAAAUGAAGAAGAUCCUUUUAUUGAUUUUGUUCCAGACCAGACUGGGCCUCAGUUGUCAGAGGUAGUGCUGGAGGUGUGUCCAAUACAGGAGCCAAAUUGUUCGAGAAGAAUGAUGACCAUAGAUCUGAAGGUGGCUGAGUACUUGAACCCUCAAAUCAGGACUCUGUGGGAGACCAAGGGACCUGUGACAGGGAGCUCCAGUCAGCAUAAGAAAUAUGCCCCCCAAACGGACAGUCCCAGUCCUGAGAGGUCUCACCAGCACUUCCGGAGCUUCCUCUAUCAUGAAGCAGCUGGACCCCGUGAGGCUGUUGACCAGCUUCUGGAAUUAUGCCGUCGGUGGUUGAGGCCAGAGAUUCAUUCAAAAGAGCAGAUCUUGGAACUUGUGGUGCUAGAGCAGUUCCUGUCCAUUCUGCCCAGGGACACCCAGACCUGCAUAAAGAAGCACCAUCUACAGAGCAUUGAGGAGGCUGUGGUCCUGGUAGAACACUUGCAGAGGGAAUCUGGUCAAACGAGGAAUGGGGUUGCAGACCAUGAGCUGGGAAAGGAGGCAGUGCUCUUGGGAGAGACAGCAGAGGCCCCAGGCUUCAAGCUGAAGCCAGCAGAGGCCCAGCAAGUGGGCAUGUCCCAGGAUGAAGAAUUUUGGAAUACACACCAGAGUCUACAAGAGCUGCUGAUCAGGAAUAGCCACAAAGACACUGAGCCCGUAUGUGAGAGGGAAAUGAGCCUAGGAUAUUCAGAAACAGAAGCGAGAGAGAUUUCCUGUGGCUCUCCUUCACCCACAGCGGUGUCUGCUCACCGGAUCCUAGCCUUUCCUGAGCAGACAAACACCAAAGACUGGACAGUGGCACCUGAGCUCAUCUUGUCUGAGUCCCAGAGUUUGUUGACAUUUGAAGAAGUGGCCAUGUAUUUUUCCCAAGAAGAAUGGGAGUUACUGGAUCCCACUCAGAAGGCCCUCUACAAUGAUGUAAUGCAAGAAAACUAUGAGACUGUCAUCUCUCUAGCAUUAUUUGUGCUCCCCAAACCUAAAGUGAUCUCCUGUCUAGAGCAGGGGGAAGAGCCGUGGGUUCAAAGCUCCCUGGAGUUCAAGGACAAUUCUGGAGAGCUGCCUACAGGGCUAAAGCUCAAAAAUGACACUGAAGAUCUUCAGCCUCUAUGUCUUUCUGACUUAGAAAUACAAGCACCAGUAGAUAUAGCAUCAAAAAAGGCCAGAUUGAAAGUCCCCCAGAAAACAAUGGGCAAAGAAAAUCAUGGUGAUAUGCAUAAGGUGGGGAAAUGGCACCGAGAUUUUCCAGUGAAGAAAAAAAAGAAACUUUCAAGCUGGAAACAAGAGCUGCUGAAACUUAUGGAUCUUCACAAAAAAGAACGUGCAGGAGAGAAGCCUUUUAAAUGCCAGGAAUGUGGGAAAAGCUUCAGAGUUAGCUCUGACCUUAUUAAGCACCAAAGAAUUCACACUGAAGAGAAACCAUAUAAAUGUCAGCAGUGUAAUAAGAGGUUUAGGUGGAGUUCAGAUCUUAAUAAGCACUUAACAACACACCAAGGGAUAAAACCAUAUAAAUGCUCAUGGUGUGGGAAAAGCUUCAGUCAAAAUACAAAUCUCCACACACACCAAAGAACUCACACUGGAGAGAAGCCCUUUACAUGUCAUGAAUGUGGAAAAAAAUUCAGUCAAAAUUCCCACCUUAUUAAACACCGGAGAACUCACACAGGUGAGCAGCCUUAUACCUGUAGCACAUGCAGGAGAAACUUCAGCAGACGCUCAAGCCUUCUUAGACACCAGAAACUCCACCAGUAA